GGAUGAUUAUGCUGUUAGAAUUCUUAUUGAUGAAUAGAGAGGACAUGAAAGUUAUUUCAAAAGCACUACCAUUACUAACAAGAAAGUCUGGGAAAUGAUAGCCAGCAAGUUGAAGAAAGAGAACCCACUCUGGCACUAUACUGGUCAGCAAUGUGAAGACAAAUUUAAGGGCCUUAGGAAACACUAUGUGAAAGCUAGAGAUGAAAAUGAGAAGAAAAGUGGCCUUCCAGUUGCUACAUGCAAGUUUUAUAAAGAAAUGGAUAAUGCUCUUGGUGACAAGCCAGCUGUGAAACCUGUGUCCAUAGCUUCAACAUUAAGAAAGCAUAAAUCGAUAGAUACUACAUAUUCUUCAAAUGUAGUUUCUGUGUGCUUAAACAGCAGCAGUAAAGACGACAGUGAACGUGACUCUACUCUUAAAUCCAAAAAGAGAAAGAAAAAUGUCACUAAGAAAAAUAUCGAAAGAUUACUUACCACAAAAAAAAAGAAGUCUAAUAAAAAAAAAGAUGCUUGACAGAAGAGGCACACUGAGCGUAUGGAACGACAGGAUAGUGCUAUUGAGAUUUAUCAAAAUGUAAUAAACCGACUCUUGGAAAAGUUAUAUAGUUAACUUAUUACCAGAGCAUUUGAUUACUUUUGUAAACGUGGACUAUUAGAAGGAUAAAGGAGAUCUGUGAUGAAAGAUUAUGUGACGUUAUGCAAUUCUCAAGCUAGUCUAAG
Messenger RNA from Solenopsis invicta (red fire ant), 717 nucleotides. RefSeq lists its product as uncharacterized. The record is from RefSeq and is a predicted model, not a curated record. The transcript is spliced from 2 exons. NCBI's taxonomy places the organism in Eukaryota, Metazoa, Arthropoda, Insecta, Hymenoptera, Formicidae. The coding region runs from base 95 to 511 and encodes 138 amino acids.